Messenger RNA from Owenia fusiformis, 950 nucleotides. The record is from the annotation of a GenBank genome assembly. Lineage: Eukaryota; Metazoa; Annelida; Polychaeta; Sabellida; Oweniidae.
ACCUUUUAUGCAUAAUUUCUAGUGACUCUGGUGCAGAAUGCGACCUCCCUGUCUUCUGGAAAUCUGCCUUGGACUGUCCUUUGAUGUUGUAGUCUUUCUGGUACGGGUUCCUGAAUGACUUCUGUUUCAAAACACUCUUCACCAGAAUCUAAGAACAAAUAUGUUUAGGAAUGGGUUGAUUUGUAAAUGGAAGGGGCUGGUUAAGUAAGCAUCUGAUUAAUAAUUGUCUGGACAGGUACAGGGGUCUUUAGGUCGUUGAAUGGUUCUAUGGGUCAUGGGUUAGUUCUUUGGGUUAUAUAUAGCCAUAGGACAGUUACAGGGGUCUUUAGGUCGUUGAAUGGUUCUAUGGGUCAUGGGUUAGUUCUUUGGGUUAUAUAUAGCCAUAGGACAGUUACAGGGGUCUAUAGGUCGUUGAAUGGUUCUAUGGGUCAUGGGUUAGUUCUUUGGGUUAUAUAUAGCCAUAGGACAGUUACAGGGGUCUUUAGGUCGUUGAAUGGUUCUAUGGGUCAUGGGUUAGUUCUUUGGGUUAUAUAUAGCCAUAGGACAGUUACAGGGGUCUAUAGGUCGUUGAAUGGUUCUAUGGGUCAUGGGUUAGUUCUUUGGGUUAUAUAUAGCCAUAGGACAGUUACAGGGGUCUAUAGGUCGUUGAAUGGUUCUAUGGGUCAUGGGUUAGUUCUUUGGGUUAUAUAUAGCCAUAGGACAGGUACAGGGGUCUAUGGGUCAUUGAAUGGUUCUAUGGGUCAUGGGUUAGUUCUUUGGGUUAUAUAUAGCCAUAUUAUGGAUUGGUUCUAUUGGCAUGGGCUAAUACCAUUUAUUUGUUAUGUGUAUAAAGUGUUCCAAAAUAAAUGCCCUGUGUGCAGGUACAGGUGUUUUCAAAUGCAGUACCCACAUCAUACCUACCAUUCAUUUCCAAAUACAAUAUAACUAUUUAUUGUGACAAAAACAUCAGU